UUGAUUCACAGACUUCAAAUUCCCCCACAAGCAGCCCAUCAGCUUCCACGGUGAUCAGAUUAAUAACAACUAUAGCCUGUGAUCACACAGGAGGAGAUAACCAGCGCUGCUCGUCCUCCGCGGGAUACUUGGAUAGCUACAGAAACAGGAUCAUCCCUGCUCCUCUCUCCUUUUUUCCACGCCUGAUCCACACCUGUGAUUUCCACUUUGAGGACACCCGCUGUAACUACUUGGAUACCUGCGCGUCGUCCUUUAUAAAUGUCGGACUGAAUAUAACUGCUAUGACAGGGAAACUAGCGGAGAAGCUCCCUCUUACCAUGAGCAGUUUAAUAAACACGAUCCCUGACAGUCUCUACCCAGAAGAGGACAUCCCGACGUCUAUGAAUAUUUUCACCAGUACGGAAUCUAUUAACCACUAUUCACAGAUGAACACAGAUAAUAUCAUGGAUCUGGGCAUGGGAAGCGAGAAAGCAAGCGGAGAGAUUCAGUAUGGAUCCAGCUUCCAGUCCAACCGCAGCGGGCAGACUGUCACUUAUCUGGGGAAGUUUGCCUUUGACACUCCUCCAUCAGGUGGCAUUGGUGGCUCUGGCUGGUGCUCUGAUAACAAUAUCAUCAGUCUUGUCAGCGCUGGGAUCCUGGGCGUUUCUCCAUCACCCGGCACGGUAACAACGCAGACAUCAUCCUCCGCAGCCAGCAUGGGCGGACAGACUUCAGAUAUGGAGCAGGUUUAUGGUCCGCCACUGCCUGCCUAUUCCACCUGCAGUGACCUGUACCAGGACCAGGUCUCCUUCCACCACAGCCCUGCCACCAGCACGGCUCUAGGCUACCCUGGCAAUGACUAUCACUCCACAUCCAAAGGCUCCAUGGAUGGCAGCCUUUUCUCCAUGAUCCCUGACUACAACCUUUUCCAUCAUCAGGGGGAGGUUGGUGUGAUGGAGCACAAGCCCUUCCAGACCAUGGACCCCAUCCGAGUCAACCCUCCACCCAUCACACCCCUGGAGACCAUCAGAGCAUUCAAAGACAAGCAGCAGAUUCACCCUGGUUUCAUCGGCGGGCAGCAGCACCCUCCUCAGCACCACCCACCGCCACAGACACUCACCCUCAAACCCAUCCGACCACGGAAGUACCCAAACCGUCCCAGCAAAACCCCUGUCCACGAACGGCCGCACGCCUGUCCAGCAGAGAACUGUGACAGACGCUUCUCGCGCUCAGACGAGCUCACGAGGCACCUUCGCAUCCACACAGGUCACAAACCCUUCCAGUGCCGAAUAUGCAUGCGCUCCUUCAGCCGGAGUGACCACCUGACCACACACAUCCGCACACACACAGGCGAGAAACCCUUCUCCUGUGAGUUCUGUGGACGCAAAUUUGCCAGAAGUGACGAGCGAAAGAGACAUGCAAAGGUUCACCUGAAACAGAAGGACAAGAAGCCAGCUGACAAGAGCAGUGGGGCAGCUGGGAGCCACAGCUCGCCACCCAGCUCCUGUGGGGGGCCAACAGUGGGAUCGUCAUGACCGUCACUACGUGCACUUGGACUGGACCCUCACCAUGCCCCAUAAAGAGACUUAGGAAGAAGGGAUCACGUCCGCAAUGAGAUAAAUAGGUGACUCUUUUCCUCUCUUUUACACCCCCUGCUCUUUUCACAUCCUUCUAUUUUGAGAUGGAUGCCUUUAGUUUAAGUAAGAGGGAAGAGGCUGCUACGCCCUUCUCUUUCAAGUAACUCAGAGCCUCAGCUACUGUAACACAGUGCCAACACAAAGAAGGGCACCUUGGUACAUUCUGUCCAAAAGGCCACUGUGUAUCUAUAGGUUUUGGGGUGGAUACACUUUUGUAAAUUUCACUGAGAAUUUCUUAAUUGGAUGGAAGCCAGAAUCCAUCAUAAGGGUCAAAACAGACAAAAAUUACAACGGAGUUUAGUUAAAGAGUGAGUUGUCUGGGAUGUAUGCAUUAAUUUUAUUAGGGUGUUUAAAAGUGCAAUUGGUUAUGUUUGUGUUCUGUCAUGGAUACCUUAUUAGUGGCACUUGACUGUCUUUUUGUUGUUUUUGUUAAAGUGUUGUGUUUUUAUUUUUUAUUUGAAUGUUGUUUUCUCAAAAGAAUGUGCCAAAUGUAUUGUGGUGAUACAGCCAACCUUGUUCUUAUUAUUGUGCCUGACAUUUACCAAACAUAACAGUGAUAUCAGCUUAGCACACAUGUAGAGUUAUCAGAUUCAAACACCGUAUCUCAGAUUUAGAUUUACCUGCACAGUUUGGUUAAAUCUAGAAAACGACUGAAUGGGUUACACAAAGCAAACCGAUGUCUUGUCCUGUUACCUGUACUUAUAAAACAAACACGCCUGCAUCAAAUCACUGCCUUUGCCAAUACUUAUUUAUUUGUAGUCACUGAGAAGACACUGUGUUUUUGUUGCCUUGUUUAUAUGGUGGCUUUAUGUGGUGUUACCAGAUAUAAUUGGUGUUGCUUUUUUUGAAAAGCUCACCAAUACUGUUCAUUUUUUUCAGUUUUCUUGAGUUCUGCAAUUAUAUGCAAUACAUUCAUGACAUAUGCCACCAACCCAUAAAUCAAAUUAACUAAGAGCACAGUUAGACAGACUGAACUACUUAAAUAAAUGACACUGGGUUGCAAACCAGCAGUAUAUAAAAGCAAAGAUAAAUAAGGAUUCACAGCGUAAAAAGGCUUAACUAUUUGGUUUAUGUCACCAAAAGAUGAGCACCGUAUGGUAAGAGAAAAAUUAAAAUGUUCAAAUCCAUGUUUACAUCUUUUCUAAUACAGAGAGACUGAGACUGAGUUGUAAACUAAGGAGUUGUUGUUUUUGUACAGUAUGCAGGUAGCUACAGUAGUUUCACUUUUGUACUCAAAUGCACCAUUACUUAGUAUUAAAUUGUGCAUAUACAGUAUGUGCAUGCCUUCAUGCACACUAUGUAAAUACAAAUGUCUGCAUAAACAAUUGACUGAAUGCUUGUGCGGAAUGUGUCUUAAAGCUUUUAGUAAUGUAGUUAUAAUACAGAAUAUUUUGUUGUGAUAGAUCAUUGCAAAACAUUUUGGAG
Molecule: messenger RNA, 3041 nt
Organism: Micropterus dolomieu (smallmouth bass)
Lineage: Eukaryota; Metazoa; Chordata; Actinopteri; Centrarchiformes; Centrarchidae
Gene: egr3
Product: early growth response 3
Exons: 3
Coding region: 282-1514 (410 amino acids)
Biological process (GO): regulation of transcription by RNA polymerase II
Molecular function (GO): DNA-binding transcription factor activity, RNA polymerase II-specific; RNA polymerase II cis-regulatory region sequence-specific DNA binding
Source: RefSeq, a predicted model, not a curated record